GCCGAUCCAGUGUUAGACAUCGUCUCAUUCUAGUGACGCAUGGCUGACGUACAAAUAUGGCGCAGGAACUUUACAGAAACACUGAGAGGGACAGACACACGUGGGGAAACUGUGCACUUUUCUGGAUUAUCUGAAAGUCACCCUUGUAGUUAUAGAUCCAGAGCAAACGCAGGAUGACGAGUGGGGAUGUGGAGCGGCUGUUGAUCCAGUUUCAGGAUGAGGAGGGGGAGGUCCUGGGUUCACCGUUUGAUGUGCCGCUGGACAUCACCCCGGACAAACUGCAGCUGGUCUGCAAUGCGCUGCUACAGAAGGAAGAGCCGGUGCCGCUUGCAUUUUUUGUGCGUGGUGAGGCCGAGGUGGUGUCCAGUCUGGGCUUGUGUGUGACGGCUCUUGGAGUUGAGACAGAGCAAGUCCUACCUGUGGUGUACCAGCCCCAGGCUGUGUUCAGGGUUCGGGCCGUGGCCCGCUGCACCAGCUCACUGCAGGGCCACACGGAGGCCGUAAUCUCAACUGCCUUCAGCCCCACCGGCAAGUACCUGGCCAGCGGUUCAGGUGAUACCACCGUGCGCUUCUGGGAUUUGACCACGGAGACGCCUCACCACACUGCCAGAGGACACACCCACUGGGUGCUGACCAUUGCCUGGUCACCUGAUGGCAAGAAGCUGGCUUCAGGGUGCAAGAACAGUCAGAUCUGUCUGUGGGAUCCAGUGACGGGGCAGCAGAUGGGAAAGACUUUGACAGGACACACCAAGUGGAUCACAUGGCUCUGCUGGGAACCUCUCCAUCUAAACCCAGAGUGUCGGUAUUUAGUCAGCAGCUCUAAGGACUGCACAAUACGUAUUUGGGACACUGUGUUGGGACGCAGUGAGAAAAUCCUGACCGGACACACUCAGUCUGUCACCUGUGUUAAGUGGGGAGGAGAUGGACUUCUCUACACCUCUUCCCAGGACAGGACUGUCAAAGUCUGGAGAGCCAAAGAUGGUGUCCAGUGCAGGACUCUGCAGGGCCACGCUCACUGGGUGAACACCCUCGCUCUCAGCACAGACUACAUCCUGCGUACCGGAGCUUUUGAGCCUGCCACUGCUACUGUCAAUGCCCAGGACGUCACUGGAUCAUUGGAAGAGCUAAAGGAGAAAGCCUUGCAGAGAUACAACAAAGUUAGGGGCACAGCUCCAGAGCGGUUGGUGUCUGGCUCAGACGACUUCACCUUGUUUCUGUGGAACCCUGCAGAGGACAAGAAACCUCUGGCCAGGAUGACUGGCCACAGCGCCCUCGUCAACGAAGUGCUCUUCUCCCCAGACACAAGGCUCCUCGCCUCCGCCUCCUUCGAUAAGUCUAUCAAGAUCUGGGACGGACGCACCGGAAAGUACUUGAUGUCCCUGCGCGGCCAUGUGGCUGCUGUGUAUCAAGUUGCGUGGUCGGCAGACAGCAGGCUGCUCGUCAGUGGCAGCAGUGACAGCACACUUAAGGUCUGGGACAUCAAGACUGGCAAGCUCAACAUGGACCUACCGGGACAUGCUGAUGAGGUUUAUGCUGUGGACUGGAGUCCUGAUGGGCAGAGAGUUGCCAGCGGUGGGAAAGACAAGUGUCUUAGGAUAUGGAGGAGGUAGCCACUCAUAUGUUACUUAAACUUGGCUGAAGAUUACACAAUCCAGCAACCAAUCUCAUUUCCCCCCAACCCCCAUCUUCACCUAUCUGGAAGCCUACUGGCAGCAGCCAAGGUGACAUGGAUGUGCUUGUAAUCCCCAGUUUGGCCUUAUUAUCGUGUUUGCCAACAGCACUGUGUCAAGUGACUCCAGUCAUGGAAUGAUACAAUUGCCCUCUCCAGGUCUCAGGCCCUAGAGGAAGAAUGAAAGAUUUGAUGAUGUCAGGGGUUAGCAGAAUGGGAAUGUGAAGUUUUGACAUUUACAGCAGGUUUUAUUUUUAUCUCCACUGAGAUAAUGAGGGGGCUUAUAGUAUAAUAUUCAUCUUAAUGUUAACUUAAAACUAAGCUCUGCCAUUCAAAUGCCCCAUUUCUGGAUGUAUAUUGAUUUAUAUACAUCAAACAAAAGCCCUGACAUGUAUACUAAGUUUCAGACUGCUUGUUAAAGCUGUCUUUUGAGUUAUAAGCCCUUAUAAAAGGUAAUGCCCACAUGUCCAAAUCACAAUCAAAGUUCAUGUUUUCACAGUGUAACAUAUAAGGUGCCUCUAGGCUUGUGGCCUUGAACCUCUGAAUAAAUUCAUCAAGGGAACAGAGUAAAUUUCAAGUUGUAGGAAGACAUCACAAAGGAAAAGAUAAAUUAACAGAUGGGGAAAGCAAAUAUACAAGAGCAUGUGCAUCCAGACGUUCACCUUAAGCCUUACUAGGUAAACUAUAUAGGUGACAGGUGGACUGGCUAAGCAGCAGGUGGGGGGGGCUAAUACAUCCUCUGUGAUGUUAAUGCUGACUGCACCGGUCGUGCUCUCCUCAGCCUUUAAUCUCCUCUGUCAGGCAGUCGGCAAAGCCCUCGCCUACUGAUUUUUUUUUUUUUUUGUGGCGCUAUGGUGCAGACGGGGAUGACCACACACUGACCUCUCUGCUCCUGGCUCUGCUGAGGAAAAUUAACUCUGUUUUAGCUUCUAUGUUUAACUGGCUUUGUAAAUAUUUCAGACUAUUAAAAUGUGUUGCUAAAUGCCAUUGUAUGUCCUGGUUGUAAAAAUAGCAACAAGCGGGACCUUUGUUUCCAAUAAGGACCACAGCCUGGUUAUCUGCCUUGGGCUUCAUAACAGAUCAGUUGUCUGAUUGCACAUGGAGACAUGAAUAAACACAGUCACACA
Myripristis murdjan (pinecone soldierfish) is the source of this 2796-nucleotide messenger RNA. RefSeq names its product notchless homolog 1 (Drosophila) (gene nle1). Gene Ontology annotation, molecular function: protein binding. Lineage: Eukaryota; Metazoa; Chordata; Actinopteri; Holocentriformes; Holocentridae. Bases 174 to 1610 code for a protein of 478 amino acids. Gene Ontology annotation, biological process: Notch signaling pathway; ribosomal large subunit assembly. Gene Ontology annotation, cellular component: nucleolus. The record is from RefSeq and is a predicted model, not a curated record. The transcript has 13 exons.